Messenger RNA from Pygocentrus nattereri (red-bellied piranha), 3346 nucleotides. RefSeq names its product protein adenylyltransferase SelO-like. The coding region runs from base 208 to 1905 and encodes 565 amino acids. The transcript is spliced from 20 exons. Lineage: Eukaryota; Metazoa; Chordata; Actinopteri; Characiformes; Serrasalmidae. The record is from RefSeq and is a predicted model, not a curated record.
CAAAUGGUGCUAGAAUCGCAGUGAAGCUAUGAGAACUUUAAAAUCCUCUGGUUUGGCUCACGAAACCUGUUUUUUGGCUAAAGAUUAAUCUUUAUGUUUCGUUUCAGCCUCAAAUAGCGCUUACCUGAAGUGUGUGGUUGGACUCGGUGAAUCUGAGGAGACUCUGAGGUUUGUUUUGGUGAGUUUGGUGAAAGAUUGAGACCCUAAAUGUCCCAAGUCAUCGCCCUCACUGCACUGGUGAUCAGCGUGUCCGCGGGGGCUUCAGGGUUUUGGGAGCCUGUUCAGAGCUGCCGUAAAGACCGGAGUGCAUAUUCUCAACCCAAGUGGACCUGCAGUGCUCCACCACCCCUUAAAAUUACAGCCUGCAGACUGUUAGAUUCUCUCCCCCUUGAUGAAGUGAAGGACAACUUUGUUCGCACUGUGAAGAGAUGUAUAUUUUCCCAGUGUCAGCCCACUCCGCUCAAGGGGGCAGUUCAUCUUGCUGCCAUAUCAAAGGAUGUGUUGGAGGAUAUUUUGGACCUGGAUGAGUCUGUGAUGCAUAGUAAAGAUUUUGUUCAGUUCCUAAGUGGAGCGAGGCUUUUUCCUGGCUCUAUUCCACUGGCUCACAGAUACGGAGGCCAUCAGUUUGGCCACUGGGCAGGACAACUAGGAGAUGGCAGAGCACAUCUUCUGGGCGAAUACACAAACAGGAAAGGUGAGAGAUGGGAGCUUCAACUGAAAGGCUCAGGAAAGACACCAUACUCAAGGUCUGGAGAUGGGCGUGCUGUGCUUCGCUCGUCAGUUAGGGAGUUCCUGUGCAGUGAGGCAAUGCACUUCCUUAAUGUUCCCACCAGCAGAGCACUGAGCCUCGUAGUGAGUGAGGAGGCCGUGUGGAGGGAUCGGAUUUAUAACGGCAGUGUGAAGAGAGAGAGAGGAGCUGUUGUACUUCGUCUGGCUCCAUCAUGGUUCCGGAUAGGUUCUCUGGAGAUUUUAGCCAAAGCUGGAGAGUUGGAUGUCCUGAGGACUCUCCUAAACUUUGUAAUUGAGCAGCAUUUUGCAGUUAUCAAACCAAGUGACCCUAAUAAGUAUGUGGCCUUUUUCUCAGUUGUGGUGAAUGAAACCGCACACAUGAUCGCCAAGUGGAUGUCUGUCGGUUUUGCGCAUGGGGUGUGCAACACGGACAACUUCAGUCUUUUGUCCAUCACCAUUGAUUAUGGCCCUUUUGGAUUUAUGGAGACAUAUAACCCGAACUUUGUGCCCAACUCAUCUGAUGAUGAAGGACGGUACAGUAUAGGAGCCCAAGCUAAUGUUGGCCUAUUUAAUCUCCAGAAGCUUCUAGAAGCUCUCCACCCAGUGCUGUCAUCAGAUCAGAGAGAACAGGCUGAACAAAUACUGAGGGAAUAUCCACAAAUCUACCGCAGAAGGUUUCAUGAGUUGUUCAAAGGAAAAUUAGGCCUCCUUGGAGAUGAAGAUGAUGAUGUAUAUCUGAUCGCAUUUCUGCUAAAGCUAAUGGAGGACUCGGGUGCAGAUUUCACCAUGACUUUCAGGCAGCUGAGUGAAGUGACUCUACUUCAGCUCCAGAACAGCUCCAUCACUCAGGCGAUGUGGGCUCUCUGGGACCUUUCCUCUCAUGAGCAUUUCUGGGACUGGGUCAGUUUGUAUUUACAGAGGCUUAGAAGUCAGAGUGGUGAUUCAGAUGAAUAUCGACAGUGCAGGAUGAGGGCUGCUAAUCCAUGGUACGUGUUACGGAACUGGAUGGCAGAGUCCGCUAUUAGGAAAGCAGAGAACAACGACUUCUCUGAGGUGGAGCUGUUGCAGCAGAUUCUGACUAAGCCCUUUGUGAAGCAGGAGCAGGCUGAGAGUGCCGGAUACGCCAGCAGACCUCCAGCAUGGGCUUCAGAACUGAGCGUUAGCUGUUCUUCCUGACCUAUCGUACCACACACACACACACACACACACACACACACACACUAAUCUGCUAAAUGCUGCUAAAGAGCUUUACUAAACACUCUUAUAUACUAGACUUUUAUAAGAGGAAGACACAGUUCUCUGGUAAUAGCUUAGAUAGAAUUGCUCAUGAUGCUCAACAUGGCACUGGUGUUAUGGGACAUCCCACCUUUCAGUCAUAUACUUACAUUAACACAAGAGCACAUGUUCUUGCAACAUCUUACUUAUAGGAACAAAUGUAAAGGAGGUUUCAACCAUAGGAACAGCCGUAAAGAAGGUUGAAACCAUAGAAACAGCCGUAAAGAAGACUAAAACCAUAGGAGCAGCCAUAAAGAAGGUUGAAACCAUAGGAACAGCCGUAAAGAAGGUUGAAACCGUAGAAGCCUUCAUAAAGAAGAAGUGCUAGAAAUAGUCGUAAGGAAAGCUGAAACCAUACAAACAACUGUAAAGAAAGUUGAAUCAAUAGAAACAGCUGUAAAACAGACCACAUAAUCCAAAUUAACGCUUAAUCUCUAGCAAUGGCCAUAAGGAAUGUUGAAACCAUAGAAACAAUCAUAAAUAAGGUUAAAACCAUAGUAACACAAUUAAGAACAAUGAAACAGACCUAAAGAAGGUUGAUACCUUUAUGUGAAAUGGCCAUAAAGAACACUGAAACUGAGCUAUUAAAACAGUCCAAAAAAGCAUUGAAUCCAUAGAAACAGUCAUAAGGAACACUGAAACUAUAGAAACUUCUGUAAAGAAAGUUGAAACCAUAGAAACAGCAGAGAGGAAGGCUGAAACCAUAGAGACAAAUGCAGAAAAGGAUGAAACCACAGAAACAGCCGUAAAGAAAGUUGAAAGCGUAGAAACAGCCAUACGGAAUGUUCGAAUCGUAGAAACAGUCAUAAUAAGGAUGGAAACCAUAGAAACAGCUGUAAAGAACAAUGAACCUAUAGAAAAUUACCAUAAGGAAGGUUGAAACCAUAGAAACGGCCAUGAAGAAUGUUCACAAAAUAGGUCCUGUUUUGUGACGAUACAAACAUGUGAAGUGGCUGGACCAGCUAAAAAAAUGUUUUGUGUUAUUCCAGCCAAAGGUGACAAAUUUAUUCAUCUCUCGUCAGAUUUGGCCAGAGAUUUUUUAAAUGGGAGCUCGACUGUCAGUUUGGGAUUUGUAGGUUCCUCUUUCUCACAUAGUACAUAGGACAUUGGUGAUAUGGGACUGGAAAUAACUGCCCAGAGGCCACAGAUUGAACUGACUAAGCUACGAAGACUGACUGGAGCAUCCUGCAUGGUUUACUUUAGGUCCUCACUCACUGUAGUAUUCAGCAGUCAGAUAGCAGGGCUGUAGAGAUAUAGAUUUGUGCACAGUUGAAAUCCAGUUGUAAUUAUUUAUUGUAGUAAAAGAUUCCAUGUUUAAUGCAUUAAAAUGUAUUCAAGAAUG